CAUCGGCAACGGGAACCGGGGAAAGAAUAUGGCGGGGGACUCGCGCUUCAGGGAAGUGGAUGAUUGAUUACCCGCCCUCAUGCCGUUCUCUCCCGCGAACAAUUCCACGAACUAUCUUGUCUUGUUCAAUUCCUCUUCUUCUACUUCUUUUGUCUCGAUUCAAUUUUUCUUGACCGAACUGUCACCUCUCUGAGUCUGUGUUGUGGGGUUGUCCCAGUCGUGUCUGAUACCGAUCCCAAUCCCGAUCCCCGAACACAUCCGAGAAUACCUUCACCUUCUUCUCUACCGACUUCGGCUUUCUCAUCACAAUGGCUCAACUUCCCAAGGGCCUCGCUGGCGUUCUCGCCAAGGCUCCCACCGACACAGUCAUCCUCUCCGCGCUUCGCACUCCCGUGUGCCGUUCCUACAAGGGCAACCUCAAGGACGCCUACCCCGAGGAACUCCUUGCCAAUGUCCUGCGCGCCACCAUCGAAGCUCACCCCAACCUCGACCCGGCCGUGAUCCAGGAUGUCGCCGUUGGUGUCGUCCUCUCCGAGCUCGGCGGCUCCAAGGCCGCUCGCAUGGCCAUGAACCACGUCGGCUACCCCAACUCGACCACCCUCUACACCGUCAACCGCGCCUGCUCCUCCUCGCUCCAGGCCAUUGCCGCCGUCUCAGCCCAGAUCCGCGUCGGUGCCAUUGAUGCCGGCAUCGGCGCCGGUAUGGAGAGCAUGACACGCAACUACGGCUCUCGAGCAAUCCCCGUCGACCUGUGGCCCGAGUUGCGCGACUCCCCCAACCACCACACCCGCGACUGCAUCAUGCCCAUGGGCCUGACCUCGGAGAACGUUGCUCAGCGCUACGGCGUCUCUCGCACCGACCAGGACGCUCUGGCCGUCGAGUCGCACCGUCGAGCAGCCCAUGCCCGCGCCCAGGGCUUCUUCGACAAGGAGAUCGUCCCUGUUACCACUCGCUUCCAGGAGGUCGACAAGCAGGGCAACGCUGUGGGUGAGGCCCAGACCAUCACCGUCACCGCCGAUGACGGUAUCCGCGAAGGUGUUACUAUCGAUAAGCUCGCCAAGCUCAAGCCGGCCUUCAAGCCCGACGGCGCCUCUACUGCCGGUAACUCCAGCCAGGUUUCCGACGGCGCCGCGGCCGCGCUCAUCAUGCGCCGCAGCACGGCGACCGCACUGGGCCUCGGUGACCGCAUCAUUGGCAAGUUCGUCUCCGCCGUGACGGUUGGCUGUGACCCCGACGAGAUGGGUGUUGGCCCUGCCAUCGCCAUCCCCAAGCUGCUGAGCCAGCACGGCCUGACAAACGCCGACGUCAACCGCUGGGAGAUCAACGAGGCCUUUGCUAGCCAAGCCCUGUAUAGCAUCCGUGCUCUGGGUCUCGAGGAUGCGCUGGCUCAGGGCCGCGUGAACCCCGACGGUGGUGCCAUUGCCCUUGGCCACCCUCUCGGAGCCACUGGUGCCCGCAUGACCAGCACGCUGCUGCACGGUCUGGCCAGAGAUGGCGGCGAGGUUGGUGUUGUGAGCAUGUGCGUUGGUACCGGUAUGGGUAUGGCUGGUCUGUUCACCAGGGAAUAAAUGUCUGUCCUCAAUGUUAAAGAUUUAUGAAAAAGAAUGCUGUUGCGACAGCAAGCGGGUGGGCAAAAGUCUAUACAGAUAGCAAGAUGACCAAAACUUGGAUAUUUGAUCCUUGCUAGUGGGAUGCAGUUGGCUUUAAUCUAAGAAUAAAUGUCCAGAAGGGGCUACCCUGAGAUAAAUAUUUAAGAA
Messenger RNA from Ilyonectria robusta, 1757 nucleotides. RefSeq names its product Thiolase, N-terminal domain-containing protein. Gene Ontology annotation, molecular function: acetyl-CoA C-acyltransferase activity. Bases 309 to 1568 code for a protein of 419 amino acids. Gene Ontology annotation, biological process: phenylacetate catabolic process; fatty acid beta-oxidation. Gene Ontology annotation, cellular component: peroxisome. Lineage: Eukaryota; Fungi; Ascomycota; Sordariomycetes; Hypocreales; Nectriaceae. The transcript has a single exon. The record is from RefSeq and is a predicted model, not a curated record.